GGGGAGCACAGAAGUCGGAUGUUGGGUUGAUGUCCCCGGGUGUUGUGCCACAUUUCAACACAGACGGCGGUGAGGGGUCAAUGUUGUCGGGGUCACUGGUCGGUACCACGUGGGGACGUAAAACCGGCGUUUACAAUGGACAAUGGAUACUUCGCGCGUCAUAUACGUUACGUUGAGACACUUUUAGGGCUAAAUAGUUGUGUCUAUUGAGGUCUAACUGCUUGUGAAAGUAGGCUACUGUUUUGUCAACUCCAGCACACUAGGAAGUGAGGUUAACUUGUAAUGUAGCUAGGCUUGACUGGGGUGUUUUAAAAAAGCUUUCGCACGAACGUCGAAUAAUUUCCUAGUUUCUCUAACUAACUUCAUUUUUGUAUUUUUGUAUUUUUAUCUCAGGGAAUGUAUUUUAUUUUAAACUAAUUGAUUUACUAACGUGGCGUAAUAAAUAGAAGCUGGUGUCAUUUGUAGUUUGAUUGGCGAACUUCGAGAGGUGGUGUAACUGGCUUGGUUUAAAUGUACCAACACGGUAUGUACUAACUAUCUUGGAGCUGUCACAGACAACGGUAGUCGGUCUACUCUGAACUCCCACUAAAAUGUAACAGAAAUACGUGUCUGGAUUGUUUUCACCAGCACGUCGUUGAAUAAACGUAAGCUACAAUAUGAGCAGCGGAAAACCCUCUUUGGUUGAUGGCGAAAUCAACGACAAUGAAAAUGUGGCCGAUUUGGAAAAAAAUAAAAUGAUGUCUGCCGGUGACAGCGAGGAGGUUCGUCUGGAGAACAAUAUACAACUCAACCGGAACGGUCACGAUACAACCAAAACGACAAAACUAUACAAGCGGAGAUGGUUCAUCGUGCUGCUGUUCAGUUCGUAUUCUCUCUGUAACUCUUUCCAAUGGAUCCAGUACGGAAUUAUCAACAACAUUUUCAUGAGGUUCUACGAGGUAGGGUCUUUUACUAUAGAUUGGAUGUCUAUGAUCUACAUGUUGACUUACAUCCCCUUCAUAUUCCCAGUCACCUGGUUACUGGAUAAGAAGGGUCUCCGUGUCAUUGCGCUGGUGGCUACGGCCAUGAAUUGUGCGGGGACUUGGAUCAAGGUGACAAGCGUGAGACCGGAUCUGUUUGCGGUGACCAUGCUCGGACAGUUCUGUUGCUCCCUUGCGCAGGUAUUUAUCCUCGGGAUGCCGUCGAAGAUCGCCUCGGUGUGGUUCGGAUCGGAGGAAGUGUCCACCGCUUGCUCCAUCGGGGUCUUUGGAAACCAGUUGGGUAUAGCCAUUGGGUUCCUGGUCCCUCCCAUCCUGGUGCCUAACGUUGAGGACAUGGAUCAGCUGGCCUAUCACAUCAGUAUCAUGUUCUACAUCACAGCAGGAGUUGCUACCCUGCUCUUCCUACUGGUCGUCAUAGUGUUCCAGGAGCGUCCGGAGCUCCCUCCCACCCAGGCUCAGGCCACAGCUCGCUGCAUCCCUCCUGAACAGUACUCCUACACAGCCUCCAUCCUCAGGCUGCUCCGAAACAAACCCUUCCUCCUCCUCAUCCUCACAUACGGAUUGAACGUGGGCUGUUUCUAUGCUGUUGGCACACUACUGAACCGCAUGAUCAUCGAGCAUUACCCUGGUGAAGAGUUGAAUGCAGGGAGGAUAGGUCUCACCAUCGUUAUCGCUGGCAUGGUGGGGUCGCUGAUCUGUGGCAUCUGGUUGGACAGAACCAAAACAUACAAACAGACUACCCUGGCUGUCUACCUCAUGUCCUUCGUAGGGAUGUUGGUCUACGCCUUCACCCUCAGUCUGGGUCAUCUCUGGGUAGUCUUCCUCACCGCUGGAGCUCUGGGGUUCUUCAUGACAGGCUAUCUUCCCCUGGGCUUUGAGUUUGGUGUGGAGCUAACCUACCCCGAGUGUGAAGGCACCUCUUCAGGUCUGCUCAACUGCUCUGCACAGGUGUUUGGUAUCAUCUUCACUAUCUGCCAGGGGAAGAUAAUAGAUAACUACGGGACGCUGGCAGGAAACAUCUUCCUCUGUGUCUUCCUCUUCAUCGGGUCAGUCCUUACAGGCUUCAUCAAGUCAGACCUGCAGAGACAGAAGGCUAACCAGUUGGCCAAGGCAGCUGAGGACGGACUGCUCUCUGGACAGCAGCAGGGCUAUGGGGCCACGGCUCUAAUCAAGAGACUGGACAGCCCUUCUGAUUCUUCUCAGACUUGAUCACUAACCCCCAUCCCCCCCCUAACGCUUACACUCUUAGCUCGAACCUCAGACGAGCCAAGGUCCCUUCAGAUCCCGAGGACGGGACCCUCCCUGCCUCCGCAGUCCUCGAAGGAACCAGGUUUUAGAGACGGACGAUCUGCUGGAGAGACACACACACACACACACAGUAAAUCACCAGCAUCUCCCACCCUGUGGAAUGUGAAGUUUUAGGGGAGGAGCACAAACAGGAAGUGUUUACGACCACUUCCCUUUAAACACUGUCCAAAAAGACAUCCAAUAUUUAUGCAACAACAAAUAUGAUUUCUGUAUAAUUUCUAGAUGUGCCAUAUCUAAAUCUACAAAAUGUUUACUGUCCAAAAUUAGCACAAAUAAUACUGGCGUUCUACAGUAUACACUGAGUAUGGAAAACAUGAACACCUGCUCUUUCCUUGACAGACUGACCAGGUGAAAGAUAUGAUCCCUUAUUGAUGUCACUUGUUAAAUCCACUUCAAUGAAAGAAGUAAAAAGUGAAAGAAGGAUUCUUCAGCUUUGAGACAAUUGAGACAUGGAAUGUGUAUGUGUGCCAUUCAAAGGUGAAUGGGCAAGACAAAAUAUUUAUGUGCCUUUGAACAGCGUAUGGUAGUAGAUGCCAGGUGUACUGGUUUGUGUCAAGAACUGCAAUGCUGCUGGGUUUUUCCAAGCUCAACAGUGUCCCUGUGUGUAUCAUGAAUGGUCCACCCAAAGGACAUCCAGCCAACUUGACACAACUGUGGGAAGCAUUGGAGUCACCAUGGGCCAGCAUCCCUGUGGAACGCUUUCAACACCUUGUAGAGUCCAUGCCCCGAAGAAUUUGAGGCGUUUCUGAGGGCAAAAAGGGGGGGGGGGGGGUCUAGCCUCAAAGUAUCAUUUAGCUUCUUUUUUUAAGACCAAAACCAAAGUUUUGAGGAUCCAGACACAAUUGUUUUAUUUUAUAUAUUUUUUUACUAACCCCAAUCCUCGUUGUGCAGUACGGGGGCUCUGGGGGGAAAAAAACAACAAAUGUGCCAAAAACAUCCAAAUGCGUCCUUUUAGAAAUCGUUAGACGUUGUACCGAUGAAAUUUUGUCAUUCUGAACUUUUAUCCAAUACAUUUAUAUUUAAUUUUGUAGCGACUGAAGCGUCACUUCUUCGUUCAUUCUAGCAGCAGACUGACUAUACAGAGAAUGGAACAGCUGUAUGGGGGAAAUGGCUUGAGUUGCAAGAAAUGGAAUAUAACGUUUGCGGAUAAAGUUCGGGAAGGACACAAUGUCACGUGUAAAGACCUGCAGCUCUAUACUGAGCGCGUUUUCCAUUUCUAAAAGGACGUUUUUGGAGCGUGUUGAUUGUUUUUUUCAGAGCUUUUCAGAGCCCCCCCUGUACUACACAACGAGGAAGUGAAUUGCAGGUGUGGGUAAUUUUCUCAAAAACAAAUGUAAGAAAAUAGACUUAGUUGUAAAAAGCAUGGAAGCAUUACUAAAACUCAGUUUUCAAUAUGUAGCCAUUGAGGUUGAUUGUUUUUGCUAAUCUUUUUGUCGUUAACCUGUUUUUUAAAAUUUAUUAAUCUUUGAAAGAAUGCACAAAUAUCUCGGAGAAAUGUUUUUACAAAUACUGAUUUGAUUGUAAAAUGAGCAAUUGAUGACGUAAUAAAAAACAGCUGGGAAGGUGCGUUAUGUUGUCGUGUCAACACUAAUAAACGGUAGAGUAUUUUUGUAAGAUAAUUUUAUACUACCUGUAUCUAUAAAGUGAUUUCCCUCCCCCGUCACUUUUCUAGAAACACAGAUUUAUAGUUGUGUAUAACAGUCCAUGUUGUUCUGUAAAUGUCACAUCUAUUUAACAAGCAGGUCUGUUUGUUGAAAUAAAGAAUGGUUUCCUAAAGGUA
Molecule: messenger RNA, 4068 nt
Organism: Oncorhynchus nerka (sockeye salmon)
Lineage: Eukaryota; Metazoa; Chordata; Actinopteri; Salmoniformes; Salmonidae
Product: heme transporter FLVCR2-like
Exons: 11
Coding region: 657-2189 (510 amino acids)
Biological process (GO): heme export; transmembrane transport
Cellular component (GO): membrane
Molecular function (GO): heme binding; heme transmembrane transporter activity
Source: RefSeq, a predicted model, not a curated record